Pipistrellus nathusii (Nathusius's pipistrelle) is the source of this 741-nucleotide messenger RNA. The record is from the annotation of a GenBank genome assembly. NCBI's taxonomy places the organism in Eukaryota, Metazoa, Chordata, Mammalia, Chiroptera, Vespertilionidae.
AUGGGAAUGAUCCGUCCCCGGAGGAGCCAGCGCCUUCGCCCGCGCCACUGCCCGCCCUGCAGCCCGCCGCUCAGCCCUCGCCACGAGGCCCUGAUGACCUACUUGGCGGGAGGGCCGCCCCCGGAAAACCUGCUGCCUAUGCUGGCGGCCAUUGCCCCCGCGCCUCCACCCAUGCUUCUUACGCCUCCCGUGGUGGUGCUGAGGCCCAUCUCCCAGGUGCGCCAGAAUUUCCACAACAACUGCGAGGCCUCCAUCAACCACCAGAUCCACCUGGAGCUGCACGCGUCCUACGUGUACCUGUCCAUCGCCUUCUACUUCGACCGCCAGGACCAGGCCCUGCAGCGCUUCGCCGCCUUCUUCCUGUGGCAGUCCAGGGAGGAGUGGAAGCACGCCCAGGCGCUGAUGGAGCUGCAGAACCGGCGAGGGGGCCGCAUCCGCCUGCGAGAUAUCAGCGGGCCUGACCACCACCAGUGGGAGAGCGGCCUGAAGGCCGUGAAGAGCGCCUUGCAGAUGGCGAGGAUGGUCAACCAGAGCCUGCGCAACCUGCACCAGCUGGCCACCAGCAAGCACGACGCCCACCUGCGCGGUUUCCUGGCGCGUCACUUCCUGCGCCAGGACGUGCAGUUCAUCUACAACCUGGGAGCCAGCGUCAGCGAGCUGCGAAAGCUGGGAGCCCGGACCUCCAGCCUGGCAGAGUACCUCUUGGACAAGCUCGCUCUGGGUGCCAGCAAGAAGAGCUGA